Molecule: messenger RNA, 5417 nt
Organism: Uranotaenia lowii
Lineage: Eukaryota; Metazoa; Arthropoda; Insecta; Diptera; Culicidae
Product: sestrin homolog
Exons: 8
Coding region: 2011-3315 (434 amino acids)
Biological process (GO): cellular response to L-leucine; negative regulation of TORC1 signaling; regulation of response to reactive oxygen species
Cellular component (GO): nucleus
Molecular function (GO): oxidoreductase activity, acting on peroxide as acceptor; L-leucine binding
Source: RefSeq, a predicted model, not a curated record
CCGGAUUCAGUCUGCCAUAGACCGUCGCCGUGAACGGAAGAACGAAGAGAGCGUCAGAGCCGUUAGUAGUUUUCCACAUCGAAAACCGCAAAGUGUGGGAAAAUCUUCGCUGCAUGACUUGAGUAGUAGCUGGCUGCUACCUUUUUACUUUGAGUAUAACGAAGGAAGUGCGUAUACUUCGUUCAUUUUUUGGAAGCUGUCUGUGCUUUACUUCUGUUCUGGUCUUUUGUAUAUCUCUUCGGGAGAGAUCUUCAUCGGCUGUUGAAGUCUGGAAGGAUAUUUUUUUUUAUUUGUUUGCUCCACAAGGCGAGGAGGCCUGUUGAAUGGCAUUGAAUACAAAGUUGUGUGUGACUUGCUGAUUUCUUUUGUGUUAUUUUGAUAUCGGAAUUCCGGACCGUGCCAGGAAGUAGUAAAAAGACCCUUCUUAUUGCAUCAGCAGAAGUGUAGUAAAUCUCGCAAGUGCUAAAGGUUAAGCAGGGAUAAUAGGAGGCUUUCAUCAAGUGUUGUUGCGUGUGAGGAAUAGAAGAGUGCCUGACGCCAACUUUAUUGCCGAUUUACUUGCUUUCGGGAUAGUUCCAAGUUGAUUACAGCUGUCCUCGAGGGACUAACUGACUGUCUUGGAAAGGGGGUUUUUGGGGAAAGUGUGUGUGUUGAGGAAAGCCGGUGGAGCGUUCAUAGCAUGUGGUUCUACUACCCCGGGAGGUGGUGUAAAUGAAAGUGAAAAGCUGUUGCCAAGGGCAAAGCGAGUGAACAGCGGAAAAACAACAACCAUCGGCGGCGGCAAAGCCAAAAGCAUUGACUAAACAAGUGAUAUCGAUCCAGGAGCGGCUUCUUCGCCACUAUACCUACUCCUAUACAAAGUCAAAUCAAAGUGAGGGUCGUCUCCAGCCAACCAGCCAAGUUUCACGUUGUUUGCACAUGGCGAUCGCUGUCCGUUUUUAUCACUAAAUGCUGUUGCUGUUUGUUUUUGUAAGACACCAGUAGCACCAACCUAAAAUCGGGGAGCGCAACAGCGCGUUUUACUUUUUACUCUUUCUUAUUGCUGUUGUCCGUUUUUUUCUUCUGUAGCCUCCCUAUUAGUCGUUUGUUGUUGUCGGUUUUCUUCGUGACGAGUUUUUAUUAUAUCAAGAGCUGCAUAUAUACAUUUUAUUGAAUAAAAAAGUGUCUUGUUGAUACGCGAGUGAGAUUCGACCUGUACCCAGCCUGUACUAGUGUCUGGAUUCGCGCUGAUGUUUGUCCGCCAUACCGAAUUGCCAAAGUGUACGCAAACAAAAGUGGAACAGUCCUCGUCGUCGUCAGUUUAUGGUGCCUGAUAAUAGUGAGCGAGGUACCUACAACUUACAAUAAUUGUCGGUGCAAAAGGAACAACACAGAAGAACCAAACUAACUAUCGUCUCCGGGCUGUUGUUGUUCGGCCGGCUGUUAAGCCGUAGAUUUCUUUAUUUGUGGAUUUACUGAUAAAGACGGGCGGACGAACUGAGAAACGAGAAUAGGAGCAGCAAGUGCAUGCGGUACAAAGCAAGCGGCAGCAAGGAAUAAACAAACAACAACAGUAACAGUUGAAAAACAAAAAAAAUAGCUAGCGCGAUCGUAUCAUUUAUCAACCGUGACAGAGGAUUAUUUUUCGCACUGUUAGUUGACGCGGAACCAGAGGAAAAAGUUUCAAAAAUAAAUACCUUCGAGCAGAAAAUCACGCUUUCACACCUGCCAUCGCUCUAGUCUCUUCUAGUUAGUUGGUUUGAAGUGGGAUUUUUUUCUAAAAAUCAGUGAAAAAAGAAGAAAAGGAAAAACCAUUCGAAUGGACGUGAUUCGGUAGUGUUCUUCGAGUUCAGGGAUCCAACCGUCACACAUGAUCGCAAUCGAUCGUAAAUUGGUGGAUAAAAAGCGGAACUUUUUCUUUUGAUAGUGUUCGGUGUUUGUUGUGGAACUGCAAAUUUUUGGUUCCGGUGGUUUCGGUUGCCGGUUGAAAGUGAGCUGAUAGAUCUGGAGAGCAGCCGGGAGACCGUUUCCAUGUACUCAAUGGUAGACUGCUACAACGACAUGGGUCAGCUUGGCCAUGAUUUUGGCACAAAGGACUCAUUGUCGGUGGACAGCCUGGAUAUGGACCACGUCACCAAGGUGAUAGCAUACCAUCCGCGGUACCUGAAGCAUUACCUGGACACCCAGAACUUCAUCAUGCAGUGCGAUGGACCGCUGCCGUACGAAUUUCGGUCCUACAUUGCCAUUAUGGCGGCCGCCAGACACAAGUGCACCUAUCUGGUGAAUCUGUACGAGGGUGAGUUCCUGAUGCGGGGCGGAAAUCCGGACUGGCUCAAGGGACUCGAGCAUAUUCCAGCCAAACUACGUGCCAUAGCCGAUAUCAACAAAAUCCUAGCCCACCGUCCAUGGCUGCUCAACAAGGAGCACAUAGAGCGCCUUACCAGGGGUCAAAACAGUUGGUCCCUGUCGGAGGUGGUCCACGCGAUCGUCCUGCUGGCCCACUUCCACUCGCUGUCGUCGUUCGUAUUCUCCUGCGGCCUAACGCAGGAACUGGACACCGCCAACAACUCUAGUCAAGGCAUGAUCGUGAACAACAACAGUGUCGCACAAAAGACUGACCACGAGUAUCACAACGGGCAAGAAGCAAUGACCAAACCCCAGAACGAGGUCACAGUGGAUGCACUGAUGCAGCGCAUGAAGAAACUCUCGGAAAAGAGCACCGAGUGUACCGAAACAGAACUGAGCAAUCGGUUCAAGAACGUUGAACUGCAGGCGGCCGAGCUGCCGGCCGUGGUGGCCAAUGCCGUUGAAGUGCCUCAGCUGAUCGGACGUUUCGUGGACGAUCCGAACUUCACAUAUCAGGACUUUGCCCGGCGUGGAGCGGAGAACAUUCCGCAAACGUUUCGGAUACAGGACUACUCCUGGGACGAUCAUGCGUAUUCCCUUGUGAAUAGGCUCUACAAUGACGUUGGAUUCUAUCUGGACGAAAAGUUCCGGGUGGCGUACAAUCUGACGUACUACACCAUUGCCGGUCGGACCAACGUGGAUACGUCGAAGUUCCGGAGAGCCAUCUGGAACUACAUCCAGUGUAUCUACGGUAUUCGCUACGAUGAUUACGACUACGGGGAGGUCAACCAGCUGCUGGAUCGGCCGUUGAAGAUGUUCAUCAAGACGGCUUGCUGCUUUCCGGAGCGGAUCACCAAAACGGACUACGACAGCAUACUGGUGGAGCUGCAGCACAGCGAAAAGGUCCACGUGAAUCUGAUGAUCAUGGAGGCACGCAACCAGGCCGAGCUGCUGUACGCCCUGCGUGAGAUUAUGCGCUACAUGACAUGAUUCGUCUGCGUGUCGGUCUUCGACGAUGGUGAUGCACAAAUGACAUCACUUAAUCUGACGACGACGAUCACAAUCAAGAUGAUAGCCACCAACCCUUUUGUGUAGUUCAAUUUUGCAGAAGUAAUACGGUUAGUUAAGUUUUGCUUACAACCAAACCAUCCACGCAGAACAAAAUCACCGAAACAAUCAAAUCCUCGACUCUGUUGACAUCAAUUGGCUGUAUUUUAUUAUCUUUAUUUUAUUAUUUUUUGUGAAUUUUAAGCACCUUCCCUGUUCAAUCUAAAUGUGUAGAUGUUGUUAGGACCGAGCGUCCAAGACUUUUUGUUUUUCCCAUUCGAAUUUCGCCGCAAAGGGGCGAACAGACACAGCUUUUGACGUUUGACGAGAGUUGGUUCAGAGCAUGGAAUGGAAGUUUGGAAGAGCGUAUAGUUUGUAAUCAAGCACUUGUCGAUAGAAAAAAAAGAGCAGAAACUGCAAGCAACAGAAUAUUCAUGUGGUGAUAUAAGCUAAGGACGUUUUAUUUUGUAUGCUGAAAAGCAUUGAGAUUGAAUUUGAUUGCUGUCGAAACAAAAGAAAAAAUGUAAAGAUGGUAACAAGUGAUUACACAAGUCAAAUUUCAUGUAAAACUUUAGUUUAGGAUCUAUGUUAAUAACAAUCUUUAUAAGAAGAAUGUGUCAUAAGGACGAAGAUCAGGGCAUUGAUUAAAAUCAAUCUUAGUCUGUACAGAUAAUGGCGAAUGCUUGCUAGCUAGCAGAAUAAAAAAUAACAACUUUUUAUUGAAACCUGAUGAAUCGCACAAUUAGCCGCUAAUCAACACCAGUUGAAUGUGAACUAUUGAAGAUAACUAAUUUUUCACUACAGAUUGAUCUCAAACAAAUCAAGUGAAGGAUUUUGUUUUUCGAAUUACAAAUUUUUGCUAUGCCAGUUUCAACAAAUUGUUAACCUUUGAUGAUAGACAUGACGUGUUGAUUAUCAAAUCGAGGAAUUACCCAAACGUUAAAGUUAGAUUGUUGCUAGAAUAAGUGUUUAAUAAGUCAAAUGAAUCAUUAAAGCAGGAACAAACGAUAGACCUCCAUAUAAACGGUCAUUGAUAUUAUGAAUAGACGAUCGUGUCGUAACUAGUCUGAGGAGAAUAACCACCUUGGCAAAAGCUUCUAAACCAUUUUGAGUCAGAUUUUGUAUUGAAUUCAAAUUGACGUACAACAAAAGAACAACAGAGAAAAUGUGUUCAACAUUUUAUAGAUUCAAAUGAAAAUUUUCUACAGAUGUAUACACCACUAAAUUGUGAACAGUUUACCUAAUGAAAUCACUUUGGAGAAAAAUGUUUUGAUACAAAACAAAAUACACCUUUGAAGAUCUAACCGACAAAAAAAAACUUCAAUAAUUUAAAGCUAAGACUUAUGCAACAAACUAAAUGAAUACAAAAUAUAAAUGUGAUUUGUUUGUGAUGAAAUUUGUGCCAAAAAUCUCUUAUUUUACAAAACACAAUGCGUACAAUGCAAAAUAAAAAAGGAUGUUUUGAUUGCAAAAUGGCAUCCAUAGAUUCGAAAAAACAAAAUGGUAACUCAAUCAGUUCCAGGAUACAAAAAAGAAGAAAACCUUAAUCAAAAACAAUUGUGCAACAAAUGUUAUAUUAACUCAAUACAGAGAACCGAUCAAUUUAUUAUCACAUUUUCCGUUUCGUAACAUUUUGUUGAUUUAUACCUUUCUUUUAUGUAAACGUUCAAAACGAAUCAUAGCGUUGAAAAUGUAUGUUUUGUUAACUGUUAAUUGCAUUGAAAUAUUAUUAUAUCUUGAUAAGUUUAUCUUUCCUAGCUUAAGUCGAACAUUUAGAAUAACCACCCACAGCCUUACACGACGAAAUGCGCUGUCUGUGUGAUGAAAUCAGACAACCCACCCGAUUUGAAUUACAAUUACGAAAGCACACCAUAGGUUCGAUGAUUAUCAGUUUGAACAAGGCGAGGUUGUCUCCUGUUUUAUUCUAGGAUAUGGAACAAAUAACCUCACACACGCUGAGGAGCAGACAAAUAAAAAUCUUUUAUAAAUCGUUUCUUACACGGAAAACAAAUCCAACUAUUGUUGUACAGGAAUAAAUGUGAGCG